AUGCCUCUUUUCAGGUUUUACAAUGAAAGACAGAAGAAGCAUCAGCCCGUUAGGAGAUCUACUGACCAUCAAAGCGGUGCAAGAGUUGGCAAUAUUCCUGGAGUUCAGGUUGUUGAGCAUGAACCUGAAGUCACAACACCAUUACAUGGAUCAUGUUCUGAAUAUGGAAGUCGAAUGGAAGAAUUUCCAAAUGAAAGAUGGAAUUGUUGUGAUUUUUCGCAAGCAUUGCAUGGUUUCUCAGACUUUAUCAAUGAGCUUCAGUUGCUGGAUUUUCCAUUAAAAGGUGACCCUUUUUCAUGGGGUAAUAACGAGGACAAACCUUCUCUCUCUUGCAUUGAUUGUUUUUUGGCUUCAAUAGCGCGGGAGAAACACUUUCUGGAUGCAGUGCAGAGGUUGAUUUCACAACUAGUGUCAGACCCUCACCCCAUUCUGUUGGAUUGUGGUGCUUCUAGUAGAGGAAAAUGUGAAUUCAUAUUUGAAAAUGUGUGGCUACAAGUACCUGGGUUCGUGGAUAAGGUGCAGAGUUGGUGGGAAAUGUAUAGGUUUAUGGGCUCUUCCAGCUUUGUCUUGUUCAUGAAACUCAAUCAGCUAAAAGGUGAUCUGAAAACGUGGAAUAAGGAGAUUUUUGGAGAGAUUGGGUUGCAGAAAAGUAGAGCUUUGUGUGAGCUAUCGUGGCUAGAGUUAAAGGAAGAGAGUGGCUUAAAUGAUGAAGAAAUAAGGACUAGAGAUGAAUUGAAGAUCGGGAUAGAAAAGAUUGUUCAGGUAGAAGAAAUGAGCUGGAGACAAAAUUCCAGGACACAUUGUUUGAAGGAAGGGGAUGGUAACACAAAAUCCUUUUAUAGAUUGUCCAAUUCCCAUAGACAAGCUAAGUAUAUUGGGAGUUUGAAAGUGGAUGGCUUAAUGCUCAUGGAAGAGAGUGAAAUUAAAGAUGGGAUUGUUGCUUUUUAUAAGAACUUGUACAAAGAAACUGUUGAAACACGCCUGAAGAUGGAUGGUUUUGAAUUUUCUACCCUUGGGGAGGAAGAUAGAGAAUGGCUCGAGAGGGUGUUUGAAGAAGAUGAGUGUUUUCAGUCCUAAAGUCCAUGAAUGGGGACGAAACUCCUGGUCCCGAUGGUUUCACCAUAGUUUUUUUCCAAAAAUGUUGGGGAGUGAUCAAAGAAGACGUGAUGAGAUUCUUACACGAGUUUCAUAUGGGAGGCACCUUUGAAAAGAGUUUAAAUGCCUCUUUCAUAGCUCUUGUUCCCAAGAAACCAAGUGCAUCUAAUAUUGAAGACUUCAGCCCAAUUAGUUUGGUGGGAAGUCUUUACAAAAUCUUAAUGAAGGUUUUGGCAAAUAGAUUGAGGAGUGUAAUGGGUAAGCUGGUAUUGGAUUCACAGAAUGCAGUCGCAAGGGGAAGACAUAUUUUAGAUUCUGUCCUAAUAGCAAAUGAAUGCCUGGAAAGUAGAGUUCAGAGCAACUUGCCAGGACUAAUUUUCAAAGUUAAUAUUGAGGCUUAUGACCAUGUUUGUUGGGAGAGCCUUCUAUAUUUGUUAGAGAGAUACGGGUUUGGAGAGAGAUGGAUACAGACGUGCAUAUCUUCUGUCAGUUUCUCUGUACUUGUUAAUGGUAGUCCUUCAAGCUUUUUCUCAAGCUCCAAAGGACUGAGACAAGGAGAUCCACUGUCAUCUCUUUUGCUUAUCCUUAUCAUGGAAGUGCUCAGUUCAAUGAUUGAUAAGGCAGUUAAGCAAGGAAUGAUGACGGGGUUCAAAAUUGAGGGAAGGAAUGGUGAUGCUUUAACUAUCUCUCAUUUGUUGUUUGCUAAUGAUACUAUAAUUUUCAGUGAAGUGGACUGGAAGCAACUUGUAAACUUGAAAUUUAUUUUGUAUUUUUUUAAGUUAUUCACGGGGUUGAGAGUGAACCUAAACAAAAGUGAGAUAGUGCCAGUAGGAACUGAGCCGAAUGUGGAAGCAUUAGCUAAGUUUUUGAGUUGUAAAAUAAGCUCUUUUCCCAUAACUUUUUUGGGUUUACCAUUGGGAUCUUUUUUUAAGGCUUGAAAUUUCUAGAUUGGAACUAUAUAGAGUAUGAAAAGAGAUUGAUCAGGUGGAAGAAUUAUACCUCACAAUAUGGGUUAGAAUUAUUCAUAUUGAGUUACCCUAUGCAAUGGGCUGCAUCAAAUAGUAGCAAUCUAUUCAGUGAAAUCUAUUCAGUGAGAUGGGAAGAAUGUUGGUCAAUCGGAUGAAUCAAUGGAGGAGUCUAGCAUUCUUGCUCCCGCAAGUCCUUUCCAUCCGAAAAGAACAUCAGAUGAAAAGAGAACAAUGGCCUUUGAA
Messenger RNA from Quercus lobata, 2306 nucleotides. RefSeq lists its product as uncharacterized. NCBI's taxonomy places the organism in Eukaryota, Viridiplantae, Streptophyta, Magnoliopsida, Fagales, Fagaceae. The transcript has 5 exons. The record is from RefSeq and is a predicted model, not a curated record. Bases 1 to 1077 code for a protein of 358 amino acids.